Molecule: messenger RNA, 1401 nt
Organism: Hyaloperonospora brassicae
Lineage: Eukaryota; Oomycota; Peronosporomycetes; Peronosporales; Peronosporaceae
Source: the annotation of a GenBank genome assembly
AUGUGCGACCGCUCGCAGUGGAAACGCGUCGAAGUCGUCGUCCCCGCCGGUCCAUUGGGUCUGAUCGUCAGCAAGAACGCGACAGGUGAGGGCCACGUCAUUGUAGACGGCUUCCGCCCCGUCGGGAGCUCUGCCGAGAUCGGAGCUCUCGAGAAACAGGGCGAGAUCGGACCCCAUUCGCUGCUCUUGGGCGUCAACGACUACGACUUUACCGACGCAGAGGCCUCGUGGAGCUUUGAAAAGGUCCGAGAGAUUCUCGUGAGUACGAGUGGUGCAGAGCGCGUCGUGCGCUUUCUGGUGCCGCCGCCGCCGCCUGCCGUGCAAUUUGGAGCGGCGACGAAUCACGAGGACGGGAAGCGCUUUGCGGACGUGUACACGCUGGGGAAGGAGCUGGGCGCCGGCACGUUUUCCGUGGUCCGCGAAGCGACGCACAAGGCCACGGGCGAGCGCUUUGCGAUCAAGUGCAUCAAGCGCACGCAGCUAUCGGCCGACGAUCUGCAAGCGCUGGUGGCAGAAGUGAAGAUCCUGAGGGAGAUGCAGCACCCGCACAUUGUCAAGUUGUACGACGUGUUUCAGGAGGAGAAGUACUUUUUCUUGGUGACCGAGUUCAUGCCGGGCGGGGAGCUCUUUGAGCGCAUUGUCAAGAAGAACUUCUACUCGGAGCGAGAAGCGCGCGAUCUCGUGAAGGUGCUGCUGCAGACCAUUGCUUUCUGUCACGAUGCGGACGUGGUGCAUCGAGAUUUGAAGCCGGAGAACCUGCUGCUGAGCAGUGCCGACGACGAUGCAGACAUCAAGUUGGCAGAUUUUGGCUUUGCGAAGAAGGCGGUGAUGCAGAACAAAGAAGUGGGGAUGUCGACAGCCUGUGGCACACCUGGAUACGUCGCCCCUGAGAUUCUGAUGUCCAAGCCAUACGGCAAGGAAGUGGACAUUUGGAGCAUUGGAGUCAUCACGUACAUUCUGCUCUGUGGCUACCCACCAUUCCACCACGACAAUCGAAAUGCGCUGUUUCGACUCAUCAAAGCUGGACAUUUCGAGUUUGACUCGCCAUACUGGGACGACGUGUCGACGGAGGCCAAAGAUCUCAUCAGCAAGAUGCUGAUUAUGACACCCACGGAGCGUUGGACGGCGCGUCAGUUGCUGGAGCAUCCUUGGAUUGCGGCUGAUGCCGUCAAGGACGUGCAGCUCACGACGGCGCUGCAGGAGUUGCGUAAAUUCAACGCGCGCAGUAAAUUCCGCGCUGCGAUUAGCACUGUCAAGGCCACGAUUUCUCUGACAAAGGCAUUGACGAUCUGCGACAGCCCGCACAGUAGCAAGGCCGAUGACGAGGAGGACGACAGCGAGAUUCCGGUACUCGCUGACGAUACUGCAGCUGCUGUGCCGGCACCCGACUCUCCCGAAUAG